This is a messenger RNA of Caenorhabditis remanei, 540 nucleotides long. RefSeq lists its product as uncharacterized. Gene Ontology annotation, biological process: endoplasmic reticulum to Golgi vesicle-mediated transport. The transcript has 3 exons. The record is from RefSeq and is a predicted model, not a curated record. The coding region runs from base 1 to 540 and encodes 179 amino acids. NCBI's taxonomy places the organism in Eukaryota, Metazoa, Nematoda, Chromadorea, Rhabditida, Rhabditidae. Gene Ontology annotation, cellular component: TRAPPI protein complex; TRAPPII protein complex; TRAPPIII protein complex.
AUGGCUAAAACAACUGGAAUACUGGACAAAUCCUUAAGCCGUGGAAAAGGUGAAAUCAACUUGUCCACGUUCGCAGUUCUCUUCUCUGAAAUGGUGCUUUACGCACAGAAUCGAUCGGAAACUGUCACAGACAUUCACGAUAAAAUUGCGUCUUACGGGAAGCAAGUUGGUCUUCGAAUGUUCGAUAUCAUUGUACUUCGAGAGAAAGGAUACAAAAGAGAGACGAAGUUACUCGGAAUGCUCAUGUUCAUCAAGUCAACUGUAUGGAAGAAUUUGUUUGGAAAGGAGGCGGAUAAAUUGGAGAGAUCAAACGAUGAUCAUUGCACAUAUCUUCUGAUCGAAAAGGACCCACUUGUGAAUACCUAUAUCUCAGUGCCACGUGACAAAGGAGUCCUCAAUUGUGCUGCGUUUGCUGCGGGUAUCAGUGCCUCAUUCAAAUGCAAAGUGACUGCUCACUGGCACAAUGGAACCGCCUAUGUUAUUCAGUUUGACGAAUCUGUUAUUGCUCGAGAGAAUGCUCUUCUUGAUUCUAAUCGCUAA